Musa acuminata subsp. malaccensis (wild Malaysian banana) is the source of this 1181-nucleotide messenger RNA. RefSeq lists its product as uncharacterized. Gene Ontology annotation, molecular function: RNA binding. NCBI's taxonomy places the organism in Eukaryota, Viridiplantae, Streptophyta, Magnoliopsida, Zingiberales, Musaceae. Gene Ontology annotation, cellular component: ribonucleoprotein complex. The record is from RefSeq and is a predicted model, not a curated record.
GACUUUUUUUUCUUUCCUCGAGGGUCGUCGUCUUCGCGCUUCUCUCCUCCUCGCGGCGAUCUCGUGGAGCGAAUUCGAUCCUUGCUUCGUCUCGGCCAACGUCACCCGAAUCGAAUUCCAAUCGGAUCGAUCAUGUACGGGUCGAGAGGGGCAAUGAUGGGAAGCGGGGGGGUUUCGGACGGGUACGAGGGCACAAAGAGGCAACGAAUGAUGGACUCCAAUCCCUACUUCGCAGUGAGCAGCGGGAGUGCUUCAGAUGGCUUCGGUGCCGGCUCGAAGAGACCAAGGACUAUGGAUCCAAAUCCCUACUAUGCCGGUAUUGGUGCCAGCAGCUUCUACCAGCCAUACAGCAGCAGCUACAAUGGUGGAAGCAGCAGCAUCUAUAACUUUCCUGUGGUUCGCCUGAGAGGCCUGCCCUUCAACUGCGACGAUCUCGAUAUAUGCAAGUUCUUUGGCGGUCUGGACAUUGUGGACUGUCUGUUGGUGAACAAGAAUGGGCGCUUCUCAGGUGAGGCUUUUGUUGUUUUUCCAUCACCCAUGCAGGCCGAGUUUGCUCUCCAGAGGGACAGACAGAACAUGGGCCGCCGGUACGUUGAAGUCUUCCGGUGCAAGAAGCUAGAUUACUACAAUGCUAUUGCUGUCGAGGUCAACGAUGGAUCCUUUGAGAAUGAAUACCACCAUAGCUCACCUCCCUCUCAUCCGAAGAGACCAGCCGAGGACAAAGACCAGAUGGAGUGCACCGAGGUCCUGAAACUUCGGGGGCUCCCAUACUCUGCAACCCAGGCAGAUAUCGUGGACUUCUUUGGGGAGUUUGAUCUGAGUGAAGAGAAAGUGCACAUUGUCUGCCGCCCCGACGGCAGGGCAACCGGGGAGGCAUAUGCUGAGUUCCCAUCGGCAGAGAUGGCCAAAAAGGCUAUGCGCAAGGAUAAGAUGAUGAUCGGGUCAAGGUACGUGGAGCUGUUUCCUUCAUCCCCUGAGGAGGCAAGGAGAGCCAAAUCCAGAUCCAGGCAAUGAUUUGUGUUUAAUAGAGGGAAGGUGUAGGUUGCUUCUAGUGCUGCUGCCUCCUUUUUCUUUUUAGUUCUUUGGUUCUGCUAGAUAUAAACUGAUUGUUAUUAUUGAACCGUGACAAAUGUUUGAUGGUGUACGAUACAAUCAUGUAGUGAUUUUUGUUCUUGCAUUAA